This is a messenger RNA of Aedes albopictus (Asian tiger mosquito), 1906 nucleotides long. RefSeq names its product serine protease easter. Gene Ontology annotation, molecular function: serine-type endopeptidase activity. Gene Ontology annotation, biological process: proteolysis. The record is from RefSeq and is a predicted model, not a curated record. Bases 686 to 1891 code for a protein of 401 amino acids. The transcript is spliced from 5 exons. NCBI's taxonomy places the organism in Eukaryota, Metazoa, Arthropoda, Insecta, Diptera, Culicidae.
CCAUGAAAUGGAAGAACUCUCUCGUAUUGACUUGGCGAUGAUUGUACAUGGGGAAGUGGGGUUGAAUGCGCCCUUGGGAUUGAUUGGCUAUUACCCAUAGUUGGAACUCUAACGACUAAUUUUCAUCAACAUUCAAGGCAAAACAGGACAUUUCCUUAGAAGGACGCAUUUCCCACACUUUCCCCUCGCUUAGUUCCCAAGAUGUUUUUGCCUUCGUACCCUUCUACCAAGAAUCUAACAAAAGAAAUAAUUACAUCUUAUUAGCGAGGCACGUGCAGGGGCACUUUCGGGUUUCGGUUGCGGUCGCUCUGAGAUGCUGGGUCAGUUAACCAGAAUUAUUGUAGUUGAACUCGGGAGAGCGGGGGCAGUUGCAAGUCAGUGGCCAAUUAAUAAAAAGCUGGCAAGUUGGACCUGUGUCUGCGUCGGAAAUUAUCUCGCCGUCACGGUUGUGUGUUAUCGUUCGGAGUGAAGUUUUUUUUCUGUGUCUGUCUUUCCGCGGUGCAGGUUGUGACGUUUUUGGGUUCGAGCCGCCAGAAGCGCCAUUCACGGUUGUGGACUGACCGGUGGCGGUCAGCUUCGGCAUUAGUUGUUUAGGAAUAGUUCAUGAAGUACGGCGGUUUAGUUUAGUUAGUCUUGUAAUUGUGCGCGGGUUGUGAAUUAAAACGAGUGGUCAAAGUGGUUCAGUAUGAAAAGUUUAAUAGUGGCAGUUGUCGCGAUUUGUGUGUCGUCCGUUGUGGCUGGUGGAUUCCGGAAAGCUUCGAGGAAUUCUGGAAUGUCCUACAAUGCCACCUGCAUCAAUCCCAAACGGGACGCCGGCCGGUGCAUCCUGGUACAAGAGUGCCCCCUCGUGCUCGCCACCAUCCGGAAGGAAACCCUCGCCAACAGUGACAUCAAUUUUCUCUACCAAAGCGAAUGCGGAAAGUUGAACCGUAAAAGUUUAGUUUGCUGUCCGAACCAUUCCAUUGACGGUGGCACUGCGGCACCGUCUCCGGAUGAGGAGACAAGUUCAUCCUUUGACACCACCAAUCGUGUGGAUGGCGGCGUGGCCAGUUUGGAGAAGUGGAAACUGCUGCCCACACCGGGGGAUUGCGGCGUACAACCGAGCUAUCAGCAGUUUGGCGAGAACGUCACCAAACUGGACGAGCAACCGUGGACGGCUCUGGUGCACUUUGGGAAUCAGCCUUAUGAGACGACAUUCGAAUGUGGAGGAGCGCUUAUCAGCUCGCGCUACGUACUGACGGCAGCUCACUGCGUAGCCGAUAGGGCGAAAUGGAGCAACCUAACGAUACGCCUUGGCGAAUGGGACACUGAAGCAACGGUGGACUGCAUUGCUGUUCAGGACUUUAAUGAAUUCUACUGCGCCGAUCCGGCCAUAGAUGUCCCGGUGGAAAAAGUGUUCAUCCAUGAGCAGUACGCUCGACACCAGCGGCCGCAAAUCAAUGAUAUUGCUUUGCUGCGGUUGGCCCAACCAGUGGAGACCACGUCCUGGGUUCGACCGGUGUGCCUCCCGGAGAGACCAGUACUGCCCGGGUCGGAUGAAGUUCUCAUUUUGGCCGGAUGGGGAAACAACGGAUGCGGUUACAACAGUCGCUACAAAAUCCGUUCCCGGCUGAACGCCCUCAAGCAGGACCAGUGCCGGGGUUACCUCCCGCCGGGCUUCCGGCGUGUCAACGAGUACCUGUGCACGGCCCCGGUCAACGCCGGCGAAAAGUGUCAUGCCGAUUCGGGUGGCGCCGUGACGAGGACGCGACAGGUCGACGGGGUGGGCAUCGUGCACGAGGUGGCCGGAUUGCUGAACCACAUGGUGGAGUGCCACGAGAGCCGACCGGUUGGGGUGUUUGCCAGCGUUGGGCAGUACUUGGAGUGGAUUGUGGGGAAAUUGGAGGAAUAAAAAUUUCUGAACAGA